This is a messenger RNA of Ostrinia furnacalis (Asian corn borer), 1958 nucleotides long. RefSeq names its product lipase 1-like. NCBI's taxonomy places the organism in Eukaryota, Metazoa, Arthropoda, Insecta, Lepidoptera, Crambidae. The record is from RefSeq and is a predicted model, not a curated record. Gene Ontology annotation, molecular function: hydrolase activity, acting on ester bonds. The coding region runs from base 77 to 1237 and encodes 386 amino acids. Gene Ontology annotation, biological process: lipid metabolic process. The transcript has a single exon.
ACCACAAGUUUCGUACCUGCUUACGAGAGAAGUGCUCGUUCCUCAAAGACAUUUUAGCGGUCCAAUUUGCGAAAAAAUGAUUCUGAUAUUUCUAUCGUGUCUAUUGUUAAUACCAAAUUCCCCUGGAAGUGCCUUGUGUCCUCGCAAAAUACCGCAAGACUUCAACCAGAUUGUUGUCCAAUAUGGACGUGAAAUUGAAGAAUUUGACGUUGUUACAGAUGAUGGAUACAUCCUUAAACUGUUCCAUAUCACAGGCAAUGAGUCCAAGCAGCCUGUCCUGCUGAUGCACGGGCUCUUCGAUUCGGCCGACACAUUCGUCAUCAGAGGCAAGUCGUCCCUAGCUCUGAGCCUGGCCGAGGCAGGCUACGACGUGUGGGUCGGCAACUCCAGAGGAAACAAGUACUGUCGGCGGCACGUCAAACUGUCACCCGAUCUCGAUAAGAAGGAAUUUUGGGAUUUCAGUUUUCACGAAAUGGGAACAUUGGAUCUACCCGCUACUAUCGACUUCAUCUUAGAGAAAACCAGUAAAGAUCAAUUAUCCGCAAUUGGACAUUCUCAAGGUAAUAUGAUUUUAUUCAUACUCGGAUCAUUGAAGCCGGAAUACAAUAAAAAGAUAUCUAUUUUAAUGGCUUUAGCACCUUGUGUACAUUUAAAACAUUUUCCACAAUAUUACACCAUGACAGCUAUGCUGUGGCCACUAAUAAGCGCUUGGUACGAAGGUCUAGGAGUUGAAGAGGUACUACCGAAUCGAUCUGCCCUAGUUGAGUUAGUAAAAUUUAUUUGCAAACAGGAAAUGUUCGGCUACGAGUUCUGCAUUAAUGUUAUAGGCGCCAUUAUUGGUGAUGAUCCAGAAGAAUUGGAGGCUGAUUUCCUAAACGUUGCGCUAGAGCACUUUCCGUGUGGCACGUCGCGUAAAAACGUAGAGCAUUUUUAUCAAAUAUUAAUGGGUCCCUUUGCCCAACUUGACUAUGGUAUGAUAAAAAACAGACGAUUGUAUAAAACAUCAUCGCCCCCGAAGUAUAAGAUACCCAAUGUGACAAUGCCCGUGGCUCUCUUGGUGGGGAAUAAUGACUUACAGUCUACGAUUCCCGACGUCAAACGCCUAAAACACGAGCUUCCAAAUGUAGUGUACUACCACGUCUUGGAUAGACUUAACCACGCAGACUUCGUAUGGGGAAGACAUAUGCAGGAUUACAUAGUUCCUGUUGUAAUAGAUUUACUUAAUAAGUUCUCAUAGGCUAAUUUCAGAGUGGAGGCGGGCGCGGGCUCUUGCUCGUGUAUAAAUCAAAAUACAGGGUGGAAACGAUAAUGAUCUCACUGAAUUAUUUCUAAACUAUACAAGAUAUCGAAAAACUGGUUACUGAUCCUGAAAGUGCUUUCCACCCUGUAUACAUGGACGCCAGUUGUUUUCACAGUGCUCCUGCAAGCCGCGCGUCCACUUGUGACAAACGCGGACGCGGGUGAUGUCUAGAGGCUCGGUCCGCCCGUACUUUUACAGUGAUAAUGCGUCUGUUAGGUGAUUGCGCGUUCUAUAAAUUAUUUUGAUUCACACUGUGAACACGAAUACGCCAAGACCCAUACGCCCGCAUCUGAGGCCGACUUCCACCCAAACUACUGAUUUUUUGUCAGCCUAUAAUUUGGUCGGCUUCUAAUUUGUAUGAGGAAUCAAUACUCUUAGAGCUUGUUUGGGACUGAUACUUAAGUCCAAACGUUUUUAUUACUUUUUAUUAUACUUACAAUUUUUUAUUGAUUUUGUAUCUUUAUUUGUGAUGUGUCUGCGCAUUUUGCGCAAUGAAAGAAUUUUAUUUUACUUUGCUUCUUGAAUUGCAUAGUGACAUAGAUAAACAAUUGUUACCUUGUACUUGUACAAUGUACUUGUACCUAUUUUAGAUGAUUAAUUUAUAAUUAUUAUUGAAACUAGUGAAAUUCAGUUUAUUACUCUUAGGCUGGGUUGCACC